This is a messenger RNA of Magnolia sinica, 687 nucleotides long. RefSeq lists its product as uncharacterized. Bases 1 to 687 code for a protein of 228 amino acids. Lineage: Eukaryota; Viridiplantae; Streptophyta; Magnoliopsida; Magnoliales; Magnoliaceae. The record is from RefSeq and is a predicted model, not a curated record. The transcript has 4 exons.
AUGGAUAAUGCAUUGGUCGAUGCACUGGUCGAGAAGGUAAAUCUUGGUCAGAAAAGUGACGUUAGUUUCAAGCUAGAAGCUUACAAGGACAUGUUGAAUGCGAGUGGCUUUGGCUGGGAUGCUGACUUGAAAAUGGUUAUCGCUACGGAUGAUGUAUGGGAGGAGUACAUUGUGUCUCACCCAUAUGUGGAAAGAGUACAUAGAAAACAGAUUGAUAGGUACAAUGACUUGACUUUUAUGUUUGGGAAUGAUUGUGCCCAUGGGUCAUAUGCCAAUACCGCGUACUCUUCACCCCUUUCUAGACGCCGCCGCCAAAGAGAUGAGGUUGAUUCUGACAAUGAGUCUAAAAAGAAUGGCGAUGAAACUGUACGUCUUUCUUCAGAUGACGAGGAUGAACAUGAUAAUGGUUCGGCCCAUUGUCUCAAUGAGGGUUCGCAGAAGCAGUCAAAAAGGGUUAAUAAGGGCCCUAUGGAGACCUCGAGAGGGUCUAGAAAUAGUCAUAGCACUGCUAGUGGCAUGACCCGACAACGAAGGGAGGAAGUGGAUGGUCUCAACCAUGAGGACCAGGUCCGGGCUACUCGGCUGCUGCAGAAAGAUAUUGUUAGUGCCAGUUUUUUCUUGAAAAUGGGGCAUGAGAGGAGGAAGGAGUGGGUACAGAAGCUCCUCGACCGCAAUGCCGUUGUCUAA